Chrysoperla carnea is the source of this 3906-nucleotide messenger RNA. It is a transcript of the gene TM9SF4, whose product is annotated as transmembrane 9 superfamily member 4. Gene Ontology annotation, cellular component: membrane. The transcript has 7 exons. Gene Ontology annotation, biological process: protein localization to membrane. Lineage: Eukaryota; Metazoa; Arthropoda; Insecta; Neuroptera; Chrysopidae. The record is from RefSeq and is a predicted model, not a curated record. Bases 205 to 2100 code for a protein of 631 amino acids.
UUGAUGUGUAAACUUGACAUGAUUUUCUGACAAAAAUUUUUUAUUUUACAAUAAAAUACAAUUUGUAAAAGUAAUUAGUUUAAUUCCAAAAGCAAUGUUACAGUAAGUUUUACAAUGGAAUUUUAGAAAGUAUUUGACACAAAUGAAAAUACAAGUUCUGCAUAAAAAAUAAAUAAAACGUAACCUAAAAAAACUUGAACAAAAAUGAUGUAUAAAAAAUUAUUACAGAAUAUGAAUCCAAUAUUAUUAAUACUGUUCAUACAGAUAUUCAGAAUAUCACAUCAAUUUUACAUACCGGGUGUCGCACCGGUUGAGUUUCGUAAAGGUCAAAAGAUUGAUGUGAAAGCUGUUAAAAUGACUAGUGUUCACACCCAAUUACCAUACGAAUAUUAUUCGUUGCCGUUUUGUUUACCGAAAAAUGGCACACUUAUAUACAAAUCAGAAAAUCUUGGUGAAGUGUUACGAGGAGAUCGUAUUGUAAAUACACCGUAUGAAGUGCGUAUGGCUGAAAAUAUUGACUGUAAAUUAUUGUGUCACUCACACGAUGAUCCAAUUAAUUGGAAUGCCGAAGCAUCACAGAAGGUUAUUGAACGAAUUCGUCAUGAAUAUUUUGUUCAUUUGCUUGUAGAUAAUUUACCAGCGGCGACAAGAUACUUAAAUCGAGAUACGCAAGAAGUUCAAGUAGAGCAUGGAUAUCCUUUAGGGAUAAAUAUUAAAAAUAAACAAUAUAUUAAUAAUCAUUUAAAAAUUAAAUUAUUCUACCAUUCACAUGUGCCGCAAUUAUAUCGAGUUGUGGGCUUUGAAGUUGAAGCACAAUCUGUUCAUCUGUCUGAAAUUAAUUUUAAUGAUGGUACAUGUACAUUCCCAGAUAAUCCACGGCCGCAAGAAGUCAAUGGGAAUGCAGGCACAACCUUAUUAUUUACAUAUUCUGUCCAAUGGGAAAAGUCUGAUGUUAGUUGGGCGUCCCGUUGGGAUAUUUAUUUAGGAAUGAAUGAUGUACAAAUCCAUUGGUUUUCGAUUAUUAAUUCAUUAGUUGUAAUAUUUUUCUUAUCAGGAAUUUUAACAAUGAUUAUGGUCCGAACACUACGACGAGAUAUUGCCCGCUAUAAUGCGGAUGACGGAUUCGAUGAAGCUAUUGAAGAAACGGGAUGGAAAUUGGUACACGGAGAUGUGUUUCGUCCACCAAGACAUACGCGGCUCUUUGCUGCGGUUAUUGGCAGUGGAAUACAGAUAUUUUUUAUGGCUUUGAUAACAAUUUUUUUUGCCAUGUUAGGAAUGUUGUCCCCAUCAUCCCGUGGGGCAUUAAUGACAGCUGUUAUAUUUUUAUACGUGUUUAUGGGUUUAAUCGCCGGAUAUUUUUCAGCUCGGUUGUAUAAAACAAUGAAAGGACGUCAAUGGAAACGUGCUGCAUUCUUAACAGCUGUAUUAUAUCCGGCUAUUGUAUUUGGUACAUGUUUUCUAUUAAACUUUUUCAUUUGGGGUAAAGAUUCCAGUGGGGCUGUACCAUUUUCCACAAUGAUUGCAUUGUUAUUAUUAUGGUUUUGUAUAUCAUUACCAUUGGUAUUUUUGGGCUACUAUUUCGGUUACCGAAAACAACCAUAUCAACAUCCGGUACGAACAAAUCAAAUUCCACGUCAAGUACCUGAGCAAGUUUGGUAUAUGAAUACAUUUUUAUGUACAUUAAUGGCUGGUAUUUUACCAUUUGGUGCAGUAUUUAUUGAAUUGUUUUUCAUAUUUACCGCAAUAUGGGAAAAUCAAUUUUAUUAUUUAUUUGGAUUUUUGUUCCUUGUAUUUUGUAUACUUGUUAUAUCAUGUUCACAAAUUUCCAUUGUAAUGGUUUAUUUUCAAUUAUGUGGAGAGGAUUACCAUUGGUGGUGGCGAAGUUUCAUCGUAUCAGGUGGUUCAGCUGUAUACGUGUUUGCAUAUUCAAUAUUUUAUUUUGUUACAAAAUUAGAAAUUACUGAAUUCAUCCCCACUCUAUUGUAUAUAUCAUACACUGGUUUAAUGGUCUUAACAUUUUGGUUGUUGACUGGAACAAUAGGAUUCUUUGCUGCUUAUUCAUUUAUUAGAAAAAUUUACAGUGCUGUUAAAAUUGAUUGAAAAACAAAAAAAAAAAUUGAACUAAUAUAAUUUUUUUUUUCAUUUAACGAAAUAGUUGAAGAUCUGAUGGUUUAAAAGAUGCUCCAUUUUCACCAAGCUUUCGGUUUUUAAAGUAUUGAUAUGAUUAUGUUUGUCAAAAAAACAUUCUUCUCUUAAUUAGAUUGCGCAUAUUAUAGAAAAAAGAGACUCAAGUUGUCCAAAUCAGAAAUUUAUAUGAGCAAUUUGAAAUUUUAACAUUUUAGGCUAAAAUAAAUUGUUGGAAUAUGAUUUAUAAAUUGCGAAUUUAUUCAAUUUCAUGAGAAAUAAAAGAUUACGAAAAACCUGAAAUUGAUGACGAGAUAAGGCCGUACUUGGCGAAGAUCUAAUCUGGGUGGUAAAUCCGCUUGUGGCAUCCUUCUAAUUAUUAUUAUUAACAUGUGGCAAAUAUGAUCAUAAUAUCAACACUCGAAAAUAAUUUUAGCGUAAUGAAAUUUAUGUUGCAUUUUUAUCAUCAGAUUUUUGGCUAAAAGAACUAUCACCGUUUAAUUAAUAAUGAAUUAAGUGUAAUUUUGUAAUUUAAUUUUUAUAAUUUUUCUCUUAACACACACAAAGGGGAAAAUGUUGUGAUUUAAUUUUUAUAAAUAGUGAUAAAAAACUGUUACUUUUUCUUGAAAAUGUAUAUUUAUUUUUAUUUUUUGUUUGAGAAAUAAAGCAGCCCGCAGACGUUCAGUAUCCGCCUAUGUUUAACAUUCAAGUUGAAUUCUGUUUUAGUUAAAUUUCAGUGAAAUCAAUAUAUAUGAAAAUGGAUAUAGUUUUUUUUCGUAUUAUGAAACAAGAAUGUUGAACGUCUAUGGGUCGAUUAAUAAAAUUGAUUUACAUAAAUUUUAUUGAUAAAAAUAAUUGUGAGAAAUUUAUGAAGUCAAUUAUUAUUUAGAUAAAAUAGUGUUUUAAACUGUUUAAAGAGCAAAUUACAUUAUCCAAAACAAAGAAAGUUGGAUCAAGAUAUAUAUCUAUAUAAAUAAAUUAGGUUUGGCGAACUGAAAGGUGAUGACAUGGAAUUGAUGUGUUUAAAAAGCCUAAAAUAGUUUGGUCUGGAAAGUAUUUUGCUUUUAUGAUUAGGUGUUACAAAUUAGCUAUCAGACCAUAAGUUAAUUAUGCUCUAAAGAUUUAAAUGAGUUUACAAUUUCACUCAAAAUUAUCAUACCAAUUAAUUAAUUAAUUACAUGUCAAAUUGCCCAUCUAAACUUUUCAUGUGUUUAUCCUUUCUUAAAAUGCUAUUAUCUCGGACAUAUCCAACAUAUCGCUUUAAUCGUAACUGUCAGUCAAAUUUUAUGUAUAAAUUUUUUCUUAAUUAUUAAUUUUCGCUCUUUAAUAAUAGAGAUAAUUAUCUUAAUGACCUCAUUGGUAAAAUAAUUUUCUGUUUGCCUGUAAAAAAGAACUUUCUUUUGUAUUCUGCAUUUCUUUGCUUCAAUAUUACAUUGUUUAUUAAAAUACCUGUAAUUUAGAGAUCCACUUUCUAUGUUUUUAAUUUUAAAACGAUGGUUACAUAGAACGGCAUUUCUCUUGAACUCAAACGUAUUAAAAUCAAUUUCGUUUAAGUUCAAGAACUUGUACACACUAAUACGAAGCUCGAUAUAAUAAGUCAACUUAUUAAGAUUUUGGAGAAAAUCUUGAAAGAAGCAAAUUUAUUUCUUGUUCUUUAUUCUAGCACAAGAAAAUGUUAACUACCUUGUUAUUUUGUAGCUCCUCCUAUGCUCUUACCCCAAAUAUGAGGAUCUUUUGAUCUCUUUUUUUUAUGUUUAAAAUAAUGUAAAUAACUGCGAUUAA